Messenger RNA from Lacerta agilis (Sand lizard), 1739 nucleotides. Its product is annotated as zinc finger protein CKR1-like. The coding region runs from base 123 to 1718 and encodes 531 amino acids. The transcript is spliced from 3 exons. The record is from RefSeq and is a predicted model, not a curated record. Gene Ontology annotation, molecular function: DNA-binding transcription factor activity; RNA polymerase II cis-regulatory region sequence-specific DNA binding. Lineage: Eukaryota; Metazoa; Chordata; Lepidosauria; Squamata; Lacertidae. Gene Ontology annotation, biological process: regulation of transcription by RNA polymerase II.
UUCUCCUCCUCUACCCCCCCCCCACCCCACAACACGCAGCAGGGACGACCCCCCCGAUUUGCAAACUUGCCGGAGCCGCGCUGCAGGUGCUGCUGGAUUCCUGAGAGCUGACUCUUUCUGCCAUGGAGCCAUGGGUGUACCUGGACCCCCGUCAGAGGGCACUAUAUCGAGAUGUCAUGCAGGAGAGCUACGAGACGCUGAUGUCUCUGGCUGCAGACAAGCUGCUGAACAGUAACAACAAUGAAGAGGAGGAAGAGGAGGAGGACGAUGAAGAGGAGGAGGACGAAGGGCCCGAGGAGCUGCGGCCAGGCACCUCUCAAAGCACCCCCAGGCGAGUCAAGCCCGUGGUGCACCGCGCACCGCCCAAGCAGCCACCGCCGCCGCCACCACCUCCACCCAAGAUCAUCCCGGUGGUGAAGAAGGACAAAGCAACUCAACGAGGGCAUGCGCUAAAGAAAAGCCUGGAGAGCCGCUGCUCGGACUGCACGAGGAGCCUGCAUGCGCCGCCCCGGGGCCGCCAGCGGAGCGAGGCCAACGCCGCGCGGGAGAAGCCCUUCCAGUGCUCGGACUGCGGCAAGAGCUUCAUCUGGAGCUCCCACCUGGAGCGCCACCGCCGGAUGCACACGGGCGAGAAGCCCUUCAAGUGCCUCAACUGCGGCGAGGCCUACAGCCAGAACUUCCACCUGCUGCAGCACCGCUGCUCGCAGCUGAUCGAGAAGCCCUUCAAGUGCCCCGAGUGCGGGAAGCGCUUUGCGCAGAGCUCGGCCCUGGAGAACCACCGCAAGGGCCACACGGCGGAGAAGCCCCACAAGUGCGCCGACUGCGGCAAGUGCUUCAUCUGGGCCUCCCACCUGGAGCGGCACCGGCGGGUCCACACGGGCGAGCGGCCCUUCAAGUGCCCCGAGUGCGGGGAGACCUACAGCCAGAGCGCCCACCUGGCCAAGCACCGGCGCAACCACAUGGGCGAGCGGCCCUACAACUGCCCGGCCUGCUGGCGGAGCUACGCGCUCAUCUCGGAGCUGGAGGAGCACAAGAAGACCCACCUGGGCUGCGAGGACUGCGGCAAGGUGUACCGCAGCCGCCAGACGCUGAUGCGCCACCAGAGGGGCCACCACCGCGAGCGCACGCACCUGUGCGAGGAGUGCGGCAAGGGCUUCGUGUGGGCCUCGCACCUGGAGCGCCACCGCCGCGUCCACACGGGCGAGCGGCCCUUCCCCUGCCCCACCUGCGGGGAGAAGUUCGCCCAGAAGGUGCACCUGCUUCAGCACAACAAGACACACUCGCACGCCCGGCCCUACAAGUGCGGCGACUGCGACAAGCGCUUCGGCGACAGCUCGGCCUUCCUUGCGCACCAGCGGGGCCACGCCAUGGAGAAGAACCACAAGUGCCAGUACUGCGGGAAGAGCUUCGCCUGGAGCUCCCACCUGGAGAGGCACCAGCGCAUCCACACGGGCGAGAAGCCCUACAAGUGCCCCGACUGCCCCGAGCACUUCAGCCAGACCUCUCAGCUCUUCAAGCACCAGCGCAGCCACGUGGGGAAGCGGCCCUACAAGUGCAGCGAGUGCGGGAGGAGCUUCGGCACCACCCUGGAGGUCAUCAUCCACCAGCGCACCCACUUCGGGACCAAGCCGUACCGCUGCUCCAACUGUGGGAAGGGUUUCACGCGGCGAGCCAACCUGCUGAAGCAUCAGAGGAGCCACUCGAAGGAGAGCCCCUAAAAAAUAAAAAAUAAAACGGAA